Molecule: messenger RNA, 1302 nt
Organism: Lactuca virosa
Lineage: Eukaryota; Viridiplantae; Streptophyta; Magnoliopsida; Asterales; Asteraceae
Source: the annotation of a GenBank genome assembly
AGGCCAAGCUUUUUGCAAUUUCACUAUCUUUUCGCGGCUGCCGGAUUCCUCUCUCAAAAUCCCUAUUCAUCACAAUCGAACAAUGGAAGCUCUUUCAGCCUCUGUAUUCCUUCCUACUUUUCCAGACUCACAUUCCAUUCAGCCUGCUGCUUCUCUCCGAAUUAGCUUAGCUUCGCCUAAAACUACGCUUGUCGCCGCUGCUUCUCGUCAACUUUCAGCUGACGGCGAAGAUGAUCAACAGAUACCUUUUCAUAAUGUAUUUGAUUUUGUUCCUCAAGAAGCUUCAUCUUCUUCCUAUUCGGGUGCUUCAAGUGAAACUUAUAGCAAAGAGGAGUUGAAUAAGAAUUCAGAUGUUGCCUCAUCUCGUACAGACAAAAGAGCUAGCCUUUUCAGAACCCCAAUAUCUGGGGGAGUGCAGAGUGCAACCUGUGUUCAUGACUUACCUAGACCACCUUUAGCAGUCCGCAAUCUGAUGGAACAGGCUAGGUUUGCUCACAUGUCUACUGUAAUGUCACGUAUGCACCAACAAAGUGAAGGAUACCCAUUUGGUUCACUGGUGGAUUUUGUAUCAGAUGCAAUGGGACAUCCAAUAUUUUCUUUCUCACAGUUGGGUAUGCACACACGGAAUCUAUUAGCCAAUCCAAGGUGUACAUUAGUGGUUCAGAUUCCUGGAUGGAGUGGCUUGUCAAAUGCUAGGGUUACAAUUUUCGGUGAUGUUUUCCCCCUUCCGGAAGAUCAGCAGGAAUGGGCACAUAAGCAGUAUAUAACAAAACACCAACAAGCACCUUUGCAACAGUGGGGAAACUUCUACUACUUUAGGAUGCAGAAUAUAAGAGAUAUAUACUUUAUUGGAGGUUUUGGGACAGUUGCUUGGGUUAAUGUGAAGGAAUAUGAGGGUCUUCAACCUGAUGAUAUUGCUGUUGAUGGCAGUGAACAGAACUUGAAAGAGCUGAAUGUAAUGUUUUCCAAGCCCUUGAGAGAGUUACUGUCAUUGGAGAGUGAGGUGGAUGAUGUUUCUUUGAUAUCGAUUGAUAGCAAGGGGACAGAUAUUCGUGUUCGUCAAGGUGCACAGUUUAACAUACAGAGGUUGGUAUUUGAAGAAUGGCAAGGGGUUAAAACAGUGGUGGAAGCCAAAGCAGCAUUGUGGAAGUUAAUAAAAAGAGGUGGUGUUUACACUGUGCACAAGUAACAAAGAUCCUGAUUUCCAAAAUGGUUUGGGUUUUGUGUUUGUUGUUAUUUGGAUUAGGAGGUUUUGUUUUGCUAGUUUGACUGAUGUUAAUAAAAAACAAUUAAAAUUAAUAA